AUGGGACGUGAACUUCGUCUACCUUGUGACCUGAGGUUUGGUUGCCUACCAGGGGAACAUAUUGCUGGAGAAGAUUAUGUCAGCAAUUUACGUAGGAAAAUGAGCGACAUUCACAGCCGAGUUCGUUUAAACAUCCAGAAGUGCCAGUGAUAGAAUGAAAGAGGCAUACUACGUCAAGGCGGAGAAUGGAGGAUUUCAACCAGGAGACCUAGUUUGGUUAUACAACCCUCAGCGCCGUCGUGGUUAUUCACCGAAGCUGCAGACUUCUUGGGAAGGACCAUACGAAGUCAUGGAUCGCAUAAAUGACAUCAUCUACAGGAUCAGAAAACAACCAAGAGGAAAGCCGAAAGUGAUCCAUUUCAACCGAUUGGCUCCUUACGCUGGAAACAAUGAUCAAAUAGACGAUGCUAGAGUAAGGAGACUUAAUCCGGCGGAAGACGACUUGCCUUUUGAAGACUUCAUGUAUUCAUAUUCGAGCGGUAAAAAAGCUCGGUAUGGUGUCACUCGAGAAGAGCAAAAAGAUCUGUUCACGGUUUCGGCCGAUUACUCCUUGGCUCACUGUGUUGCGGAAGACCUUAGGAUGUCCAGGGGAAUAGCGGUUAUCUUUAAAAACAAAUUUGGACGGGUCGACGAGCUACAAAGGCAGAGUCCCAAAGUUGGAAAGGUGCUUGAAAUUGUGGAUAAUGAGCAGAUAGGUAACCGAAGUAUCUUCUAUCUGGUAACGAAGCAACUCUCCAAUCAGAAGCCAGACUACCGUGAUGUAUGGCAUGCCUUAAAUAAAUUGAGGGAUACCCUUUUGUCCAAGGACAUCAUGAACCUGGCGAUACCAAAGAUUGCUUGUGGACUUGACGGUUUAGACUGGAGAAUAAUUAGAAGUAUGGUGGAAGUUAUCUUUAGAUUUAGUGGCAUACACAUUCUUGUCUGUUGCCACAACCCUAAAAGAACCACAGGAAGGAAGACCGUAGACUGCUACUUCUAUAGGACGUCACAAUGCAAGUUUGGAUCUCUAUGCAAAUAUCGCCAUGGAGCUGAGGACCAUUUUCGGGACGAAAAUGUUUUAAGACGGGGGCAAUGUAGCGAGUACCGCCCUGGAUAUCGGAGUGAUGACUCAUCGCCGAUUAGUCAUUGCCGGUGA
This is a messenger RNA of Brassicogethes aeneus, 1135 nucleotides long. NCBI's taxonomy places the organism in Eukaryota, Metazoa, Arthropoda, Insecta, Coleoptera, Nitidulidae. The record is from the annotation of a GenBank genome assembly.